This is a messenger RNA of Mycosarcoma maydis (corn smut), 1044 nucleotides long. RefSeq names its product rRNA-processing protein UTP11. The coding region runs from base 1 to 1044 and encodes 347 amino acids. Gene Ontology annotation, cellular component: nucleolus; small-subunit processome. The transcript has a single exon. The record is from RefSeq and is a predicted model, not a curated record. Gene Ontology annotation, biological process: rRNA processing. NCBI's taxonomy places the organism in Eukaryota, Fungi, Basidiomycota, Ustilaginomycetes, Ustilaginales.
AUGGAGGGCUCAUCGUACCGCAACGCGGUUCAGCGGCGCAACCACAAAGAGCGAUCUCAACCGGUCGGACGAGCCAAGCUCGGCCUGCUGGAGAAGCAUAAGGACUAUGUGUUGCGAGCAAAGGACCACCAUAAGAAGCGCGACAUGCUCAAGCGUCUUUCGGAAAAGGCGGCUAUGCGAAACAAGGAUGAAUUCUACUUUGGCAUGAUCAACUCGGGCACGCGCAAUGGUGUUCAUCAGCACGCGCGUCCGACCGAGCAGCUGGAUAACGACGUCGUCGCACUUCUCAAGACGCAGGACGUGGGGUAUGUGAGGAGCCAGAUCAUUGCAGAGAAGAAGCGCAUCAAAGCACUCGUAGAGAGGCUUGCGCCGAGUGUGGCUGGAUUGAGCACAGAGUGGCUCGACGAUAAAGAGAACAGACGCGCGACGUUGCAAAGGGCGGGCUUGCUCGCCUCGUCUGCGCGGUCGAAACCGCCAAAAAGCUCGAGUUCCAGCUCGACCGCGACCGCGCUGAUCGGCGCCCAAGGAAAGAAGACAGUGUGGCUCGACGACGCAGAUGCAAUUCGCUCCUAUCAGUCGGCUUCCGCUUCCACUUCUGCUUCCGCUUCCACGAGCAAGGCAUCGAUGCCAGUGCAAGAAGCCAACGAGGGAUUCGGCGCAUCUUGGAUCGAUGACCUCCCCUCGGACUCUUCCGAUAUCCAAGACGACUUUGGCCCAACUGAAACGCCAUCUUCUGCAUCUACCGCAAUGAAGAAGGGCUCGAAACACCUCGGAUACCUCACCACCGAGCUCGCCUCCAGAUACUCGCGUCUCGACCAACUCGAACUCGCUGCUGAGAAGCUCAACCUGGUGCGCGCGCUCAUGACGCACAAGGGCGGAAGCAGCCGAGUGGUCAAAGCCACUAAGAAGGCGAGCUUGACAGACGCGGUGAUCAACGCUGAACUCACGAGUAACGCGCUUGCACUGCACGACACGGAUGACGACGAGCAGGCGCAUCGUGCCAAGCCCAAGGUGUACACGUUUACCAAGCAGAGGAAGCGUUGA